This is a messenger RNA of Pyricularia grisea, 433 nucleotides long. RefSeq lists its product as uncharacterized. Lineage: Eukaryota; Fungi; Ascomycota; Sordariomycetes; Magnaporthales; Pyriculariaceae. The annotation marks the transcript as partial. The record is from RefSeq and is a predicted model, not a curated record. The transcript is spliced from 2 exons.
UGGACAGCGGCGAUAUACGAACCCACGAAUCUGCGCACUUCACCGGAUCAAAACGGCUCUGCAACGGACCAGACGCUUGCUGCUGGCAUAAUUUUAAACUCGGUAGACUUUUUGUUUUCUGCAAGGCACAACUUUGCAGAGUACAGUAGUGACACCAAGGAGGGGGUGGGGGCCCGUCCAUGGAGAUCUUAGGGCGAAAAGCCUAGGCUGAGUCUAAGAAGCGCAAGCCAAAAUCUUUGCGCCACCAUCAAGUGCAAAAAAAGAGUCGAUGAAAUAAAAACAACAACGUACAACAUGGGACCAAGGCUAUUUGGAAAGACGAACCGGGAUCUCGGAUAACCGCGCUUCGUGUUUGCCUAGCACCAAUUGCGUCGCAAUAGAAAUGCUUGUAUCCGACGAGGCAAACAAAUUUGGCCGUAGCUCGGCUUAAGGC